CGACAGGAAACUGCAGGUAUCGUUCUGCCUGGGUGGUACCAAGUUACACAUUUUUGAGCUUCAUUUGUUUAAGGGACAAAUACCUUGUUAAAAAAAAGUUACUGUCAGAGCUGUGAUCUGAAGCCUUUCUGGACUGAAAAAGCUGCCAACAGGAGAAGAUGCUGAAACAAUCAGCCUUCAUCUUGCUGCUCCUGCAGCUGGUGUGCAGUGCAGGUCAAGCAUCAGGACUGGAAAUCCUUUUGAGCAAGCCAGACCUCCAAGUUGGAGAACAAAUCUUGCUGGUUUGUAGAUCCACAAAAGACGGAGAUUUUACGUGGCAUAAGGAUGCAGAAGAAAUUGAUGAUGAAGAUAUUGUGUCAAAGGUGGAUCCCACCACCUCCAAGCUGGUUAUUAAAAAGGCCAGCCUGUCCGAUGCGGGCACGUAUACCUGCGCGUUUGAGUCCGACGAUGGACACAAGUCCAGUGCUCAGUCAGUUGUGUAUGUUUACGAGGGCCCAUCGUUCCAUGGCACCACCACCUACCAUGAGUUUCUGGAGGGAACCGACGGGAUGGUGCCGUGUCAGGUGACUGGGCAGCCAGCGGUGGAUGUUCACUGGCUUAAAGACAAGGAACAAAUCCCUUCUACACCUGGAAGGCGUGUUCGUAAGAUGCCCGAUAACACUCUUCAAAUUGAGAGGGUGAAAAAGGACGAUGCCGGGACUUACAUUUGUCAGGCCCAGAUCAAAGGGAGACAAAUUUACCAGGAGCUCCCUGUCUCUGUUGUCGUUAACGCUCCUCCCACUGUGCGGAUUAGAGAAGAGGUGAAAAAAGUGAUUGCCGGGCCUGACACCAAUGUCUCAUUGUUGUGUUUGGUUGAUGGUCUGCCCAAACCCAACAUCUCUUGGAUAUUGCCACUGGACUUUGAUCCUUCCCGACACCUCUUCAACUCAGACCACAGCCAGCUCACCAUCCAGUCUGUGGCCAGGAUCGACUUAGGGGAGUACAUCUGCACGGCCAAAAACAAGAUCGCUGAGAGCAGUGCUACCCUCACGCUGCACGUUUUUGAGCCCCCAGAGGUGUUUAUCUCAGAAGAUAAGCACAGGGUGAAUGUGGGUGAGCGUGUUUCUGUGUCCUGUAACGUGACUGGCCAUCCUCAGCCCGAGCUACACUGGAUCAACAAGCAAAAUGGACAAGAACUGGAUUCUACUGGCCAUAUCCGUGUGGUGGACGGCAUGCUGGAGAUUGAGGAAGUGAUGCCCUCUGAUGGCGGACGCUACUCCUGCAUGGCUGUCGGUACUUCUGGCAAUGCAUCAAGAGAUGUUGAAAUUCACACUCAGCCCGGGCCACCACAUUACCUGACCGUCGCCCCAGGUCCAACCUCUGUGCUCUUUACACUCAAAACCUUCCCCAUCAAUGGAGGAACACCGAUCCGAAAUUUUGCCCUGCAGUGGAAGGAAAAGGCAAUGGAAAAGUGGGAAGAGCUCAUGGUUGCAGCUUCAGAUGUUCUGGCUAUCACAGACCUGAAGCCGUACACGACGUACUCAGUUCGUAUGGCGGCCUUAAACGAUGUGGGACGGGGGCUGUUCUCAACAGAACACACGGUUCGCACUGAGGGCAAACAAGGUGAACCAGAGAGUCCAGCUUUAUCCACCGAUCAGGCAGUAGUCGAGGGCAACUCCUUCUCUGUUCCUCUUGAACGGACCGAUGACGGUGGAUCCUCCCUGCUGCACUACAACGUCCAAUACAAGCAGGAUACAGAUGAGAGUGAGUGGCAAUCCAUGCAGCUGCCUCCUGAAGCUAAAUCUGUCGACCUGAAAGACCUGGCCUAUGGUUCAGGCUAUCACCUGGAAGUCGCAGCUGUCAACUCUAACGGCUCCUCCAUCAGUGCAACGUUCAACUUCACAGUUGCAGAACAGCCUGUGAGCAGCAACAUGACCAAAGGCGCCGUGGUCGGCAUCGUGAUGUUGAUCUUCCUGGUGGUGUUCCUGGCCGUAGAUGCCACCUGCUGCUACAGAAACCGCUGCGGUGUGCUCAUGGCCAUUGCCGGGAAGCUGUCCGGGUGGAAAGAUCCGGGUCUGAAAAAGGUUGAGGAAGGAGACGGGACAACUAAUGGAGACGUGACACUGAAGGGUAUCGCCAAACCGCGAGGCAGUAUUCAGACAGUCAGCAAAGAGGCAGGUCAGCUCGCAGAGGUCACCUGCGACAAAGCCCCCCUCACCAAAAAUGAGAAAUUAGAACCCACAGCUGACCUAUGAGGUGUUAUAAACUACAGAAGAAAAAUUAAGAACUAAAGAAAACAUGUUGUACAGAGAGCAAGAGAAGAAGUCAGUGGAUCCCAGCCGCUGUGGGAGAAGUCAAACACACUGAAACACUGCAGGAAAGGGACUGGUUUGGACUGAUUGUGAUAAAACUGAGCUGAUCCUGGCUUCUGGGCUGUUAGCAUGGAGGGGAUGGUUAGCCUGGGUGUUAGCCUCGGUUUUUACACUUGUUUGUUCAUUAACAGGGUAAUAAUGAUGUCUGUGUUUUACAGGGUAAACGUUUUGUUACUGUGUAAUCUUCAUAACAACUUUUGUGGAAGAAAACGGUAACAUUUACUUGGCACAACAAAUGUUUAGCUACUGCUUUUCAUAGUCUUGCAGACCGAAUUAUCUUUUUGUUGUUGCUAAAUUCUGUUCUGCUAACAUUGUGUCUCCAGUAGGAAUCAUUAAAAUUAAUUUAAUACUUAAUAUCUUAACUAUAUGUUACUGAAUUUGAAUGUAAGUUAACUCCAGAUAUUAUUUAUUAUUUUAGAAUGUUAGCUUAAUAAACGUUAUGUGUUCAAGGAGGGUAUGGAUACGUCCACUACCAUCUUUAACUUUGUUACUCGCUGUGCUUUUAAGCACUUUUCUGUGAACAGCCAGAUAAGGGACUUGUAAUUAAAAGCUGCUUAAGAAAUAAGUAGCUCAACCACUCACCUGCAAAGAAAUUCAACAACAGAGCAGCAAAUCAGCUGUUUAGCUUACUUAACGCUUUUUUAAUG
Messenger RNA from Fundulus heteroclitus (mummichog), 2998 nucleotides. It is a transcript of the gene ncam3, whose product is annotated as neural cell adhesion molecule 3. Gene Ontology annotation, cellular component: membrane. The transcript has 17 exons. The coding region runs from base 159 to 2234 and encodes 691 amino acids. NCBI's taxonomy places the organism in Eukaryota, Metazoa, Chordata, Actinopteri, Cyprinodontiformes, Fundulidae. Gene Ontology annotation, biological process: cell adhesion. Gene Ontology annotation, molecular function: protein binding. The record is from RefSeq and is a predicted model, not a curated record.